CGUCCAACUCACAGAGAGAACGCAGUAACCAGCGCAGGUCGUUAUGUGAGCGAGACACAUCGAAGAGAGGAGAUACCCUUCCAAUGAGGUAGCCUGACGAAUCAAGUAGAGCCCUCGAGUUUUGCGUGACAUUUCGAACAAGUUGGAAAAAACAUCAAAGAAAACACCAUCUAUUUCUCCUGCUGCCAGUUGACAGGAAUAAUACUGGUGCCGUUGUGGACAGCCGAGCAGAGCCCUAGAUCUUUCAUGUGAUGGGGAAAGGAACAUAAUGGAAAGGUCCUAUUUAGCAGAGUGAUAGCUGGGACCUGUUGCCUGUUUGAUUCAUUAUUUCACUUGCCAUUAAGGAGGUUUCUAAAGGAUAGAACAGCCCUCUCAGCCCAUCCCUGUAGCAGCAGGACCAUGUGCCAGUGAUGACUAGCUGUUGUAUUCCAGAGGCCCACCUUGGCAGCUAGAGGAGAGGCUCCGCCCCAUCACCGUGAUGGCAGCGUUGCCGCGGUACGCCACCCCCAUGUCUGUGCCUGGCAUGUUGCUCCUCCCCCUGCUCCUGCUGCCCCUCCCCAUCGCGCUGUCCCAGAAACCCCUGCUCCUCUCCCCGCCCGACCCCACGCCCGCCUCCCUGUACCUUUCCCGGCCGGAGUGCACCCGGAGAGAGCACCCUGUGGUCACCUUCCAAGCCCUGAGUCCUUGGAUCUCUAUUUUCUCCCACCCGGGCGUGAGAGACUACUCCCAACUGACCCUUGAUCUGACCAGGAAUGAGCUGAUAGUGGGUGCAAGAAACUUCCUCUUCAGAUUGAGUCUCAACAACGUGUCUCUCAUCCAGGCAACGGAAUGGAUUCCAGAUGAUGACACCAGGAGGUCCUGUCAGAGCAAAGGGAAGACCGAGGUAGAGUGUCAGAACUACCUCCGCGUGCUACUGGUCAAUAAGACUGAGGUCAUCACCUGUGGAACCAACGCCUUCCAGCCCCUCUGUAUCACCCGGGAGGUGGGGAACAUGUCCAGUGUGUUGGAUCGUGUGAAUGGCGUGGCACGGUGCCCGUAUGACCCUCGCCAUAACUCCACGGCGGUGGUGACGGAGAGUGGUGAGCUGUUCGCCGCCACUGUCAUAGACUUUUCAGGUCGCGACCCCGUCAUCUACCGGAGCUUAGGAGGCAUGCCACCCCUUCGGACUGCCCAGUACAACUCCAAGUGGCUCAACGAACCCCAUUUCAUCUCAGCGUACGAUGUGGGUCUCUUCACCUUUUUCUUUCUGCGUGAGAACGCCGUGGAACACGACUGUGGGAAGACUGUCUACUCCCGGGUGGCCCGGGUCUGUAAGAACGACAUCGGAGGGCGGUUCCUACUGGAGGACACCUGGACCACCUUCAUGAAGGCCAGGCUGAACUGCUCGCGCUCAGGAGAGAUCCCCUUCUACUAUAACGAGCUGCAGAGCACCUUCUAUCUGCCUGAACAAGACCUCAUCUAUGGGAUAUUCACCACCAACGUGAACAGUAUAGCAGCAUCUGCAGUGUGUGCAUUUAACCUUAGCUCCAUCACCCAGGCCUUCAACGGGCCCUUCCGUUCCCAGGAGAACCCCCGCUCUACCUGGCUGCCCACCCCCAACCCCAUCCCCAACUUCCAGUGUGGGACCAUAGAUGACGACGGCGGUCCUAAUGAUGGUCUGACGGAGCGCAGCCUCCAGGACGCCCAGCGGCUGUACCUGAUGAACGAUGUAGUGCAGCCCGUCUCUGUGGACCCCUUGGUCAUGCAGGACGAUGUGCGCUUCUCCAGGCUGGUGGUGGACAUCGUACAGGGUCACGACACCCUCUACCACGUCAUGUACAUCGGCACGGAAUACGGCACCAUCCUGAAGGCCCUGGCCACCAACAAUAAGAGCCUUCAGGGGUGUUACCUGGAGGAGAUCCAGCUCCUCCCCCCUGGGGUGCGGGAGCCAAUCCUGAACCUGCAGAUCCUUCACAGUGAUAGGUCACUGUUUGUAGGACUCAACAACAGAGUUCUGAAGAUUCCAUUGGAGAGAUGCUCCAACUACAAGACUGAGACGCUAUGCCUGGAGGCACGGGACCCCUACUGUGGCUGGGACAGAAAACAGAGAAGCUGCACCACUCUAGAGGACAGCUCCAACAUGAGCCAGUGGAGUCAGAACAUCACUGUGUGUCCGCUGAGGAACCAGACCACCAAUGGCGUCUUUGGACCCUGGACGACGUGGCAACCAUGCAGCAAUGACGAUGGCGAUGGCACCAGCUCCUGUCUGUGUCGCUCCAGGGCGUGUGACAAUCCCUCUGCUCGUUGUGGAGGGAGGAACUGUGAGGGGUCCACCAUCGAAGUCUCCAAUUGCUCCAGAAACGGAGGAUGGACACCAUGGUCGUCAUGGGGACAGUGCAGCACCACCUGUGGAACAGGGUUUGAGAUGCGCCAGCGCUCCUGCAACAACCCCUCGCCCCGACAUGGGGGACGUGUGUGUGUGGGCCCGGUCAGGGACGAGAGGUUCUGUAACGAGGGUGUGUCGUGUCCCCAGCCUAUCUUCUGGUCCCUAUGGGGUGCCUGGGCUAAGUGCAGUGCAGAGUGUGGAGGAGGGGUCCACUCCAGGGUCAGAAGCUGUGAGAACGGGAACAGCUGCCCAGGCUGCGCAUUGGAAUACAAGGCUUGUAACCUUGAGGCGUGUCCAGAGGUGAAGAGGAACACCCCUUGGACCCCGUGGAUGCCUGUCAACGUGACGCUGGGCGGAGCACGCCAAGAGCAGAGGAUGCGCUACAUGUGCCGCGCCCAGCUGGCAGACCCCCACGAGCUGCAGAUUGGACGACGCAAAGUAGAGACCCGCUUCUGCCCCAACGACGGCAUGGCCACCUGCGAGACUGACACUCUGGUGGAGGACCUCCUGAGGACCCCUGUGGUACGAGUGGCGGGCUCCGGCUGGUCAUCAUGGGAGACGUGGUCCACCUGCUCCCAGGACUGUGCCAAAGGGUACCGUACCCGCAAGCGCACCUGUGCCACGCCAGAGGGCAAGGUUGCCCCCCCAGCCUGCAGGGGUUCGCCCGUAGAGUACCAAGACUGCAACUCUCAGGCCUGCCCAGUGAGUGGAGCCUGGUCCUGUUGGUCGUCUUGGUCUCAGUGUUCGGUACCCUGUGGUGGAGGGCACUAUCAGCGUACCCGCUCCUGUAACAACCCCAGCCCUGUCAACGGAGGAGAUAUCUGUAUUGGCCUACACACUGAGGAAGCGUUGUGCAACACACACACCUGUGACGACUGGUGUGGGGAGAUCAGAGAGCACGAGGAGCAGCUUCGGCAGCCUGUGACUGAAAGGCUGACUGAUAGGAGAGGCGGCUGGAUGGCCUGGUCUCUGUGGUCAGCAUGUGAUGACGUAGGGCUGCAGGUACGCAGCCGGGUCUGUGGGGCUCAAGGCGCCGCCCCCUGUGUGGGAAACAGCACUGAGCACAGGGACUGCAACGAGAUUCCAGUGAUUCUCCCUGCGUCUGGCUUUGAUAAGGACCAGCAAUGCAGAGCUUUCACCUCUCUGCACCUGAUAGCCACAGGCGUGUCUUGUUUCCUGGGGGCGGGCCUUCUGUCCUUCCUGGUCUAUGUGUACUGCCAGCACUUCCACAAGCCCUCGCAGGAGUCUGCCGUCAUACACCCAACCACACCCAACCACCUCAACUACAAGGGCAACACCACACCAAAGAACGAGAAGUACACGCCCAUGGAGUUCAAGGUAUUGUCACAGACUCUGAACAAGAACAACCUGCUCCCAGACGAGAGGUCUAACUUCUACCCAACGCCCCUGCAGCAAACUAACGUUUACACUACCACCUACUACCCCACAGCGCUGGGCAAAUUCGACUACAACAGGCCUGACUCCUCCCCUUCCCCUUGCAGGACCUAUAAUCACAGCUGAGACACACACCCCAAGGACCCCAGCCCCACCUACCUUAUCCAGACUGAACUCCACCCCCAUCGCCAUGGUGACAAAUGCCAUGGUGACUGAACACAACCUAAGACCUGGAUCUCAUUUUUGCUCUCCUUUCCUUUAUCCCAUGGUAUCGCCAAAAUGGUGGGGUGUGUGUGUGUAAGGGUAUACCUGGAACGUACUAUCAGCACUCUGUAGGGGUGGAUACAGUAUGGAUACUGAUGCCUCCCCUAGACUCACUAACUAGAGCCAGGAACCUGAUCCUGGUACUGGACAUCACAGUGUCAACGUAGUGCUUUGAUGGAGAGCUGAAUGAUGAACUCCAUAAGACACUAUAAGCUACAGUAUGGAUUUGGACAAUGACUUAUCCCUGUGGAACUUGACAACCUGAUCGCCUUUCUGUGGGUGUUGUGCUAUUCAGAGAGGCUAGAGGUGGCCUUAAGAGAUACUCAAAAUGGCCACAUCUUCUCCUCUCUGGUCUGUCUGGUCACCUCUAUGAAUGAGUCUCUAUGACACCAACAUCCCCUCUGUCUGCAGCUUUUAUCCCCAUUCUAAACUCUGAAUUCUCCCAACAACAAGUUACCGGGAACAUCCCAACCGGCACAUAUCCUGGUGUCUGUCCUUGCUUCAGUGCGGUGGUUGCAAAUCAUGAGGAAACCAAAAAAAUUACUAAAUUAAUUCAAGAGAUCAGGAGGCCAAUAUCAGUUCUAUUGUGUUUGGAGGUGGAUGGAUGAAUGCACUCAGCUCACCUCAUCACAUGACAUGAGGAGGACAAGAACCUGGGACUUCAGCUCUGCCAUGUUUUGGGGUGGUACUAGAGGACCAGGGGAACAGAGGCACAUCCAUGGAUGGCAGCGUGUGAUCGGUUAUGGACAAAACACUACCUAUAUUGGUCCACACAGAUACAGACAUACUCAUUGCUGGAUAGACUCUAGUUUUAAUCUGCUUAUGUCCAAACAAGGCCCCACACAUCAGGCUGCCUAGCUGUGUUAUGUAAUGUAUAGGUAGGCUUCCCAGGGAAUGAUCUGAACAUGGGAUAGAGAUCUGAGGUGUCUGACUGAGAGAGUUGGAAUCAGUUGACGGGAUAUAGUUGGUACAGCUUUGGGUUGCCUCGGGUGCCUGUCUGUAUGCAACAGAGGGGAUAAUGUGGGGUCAGAUUAUAUAAAGACUUCUAGAAGGGAAUUCCCUUGAUUCUAGAAUGAAAUGGAUGCAUUCUACUGAGCACUGUACCUACCUACUACCGCUCAGUGUGCAAAACUGGACUGCAACCGCAUUUUGAUAUGCUAUCAUACAAGCUAGGAUAAUAAGCUAGUAGUGUGGCACCUUUUUUUAAGUGGUUAUGUUAUGAGGGAGGUUAUUUGUUUAAUGCUAGAGAGAGAGAGAACAGUAGUAUAGGAGGAAAAGUUUUAUUUCACAAAUAAUAGCUGAUUCACUUUUUAGUUUCUCAUCAGUUUCACAUCACAAAAUACAUAAUUUUUACAUUUUUCAAAGCAGCUUAGUAGCCAAUGUGUAUCUGACAUAUUUUACAAAUAAGAACAAAAAAAUCAAACACAGAUUCAUGUAGAAGCAAAUAUAAGUCUGACUGUAGCAAAUAUUAAUGGAUCCCUCUCUUAACAUUGCUAAAUCAUGCUUAGAAAUACUGGUAUGAGAUUAAUGUUUUGCUUGUAUGUGUAUGUUUGUUUGCUUUGUAUGUGUAUGUUUGCUUGCUUCGUAUGUGUAUGUUUGCUUGCUUCGUAUGUGUAUGUUUGCUUGCUUCGUAUGUGUAUGUUUGCUUGCUUCGUAUGUGUAUGCCUGUGAGCUUGAAUGAGGAGAGGAACAGACAACUCUGUAUGUAUUUUGUACAAUGUAAAUGUAAUGCUUUAUUACAUAUGACUGUAUAUGACGGGAUCUGUAAAGGACUAUGUGCAUUUUUUCACACAUUAUGAUGAUGGCACUCCUGACGUUCCGCUGGGUUUCUGUGUGUUCCACGUAUAAGAUGUUUAAUCAUUGUAAGUUUAAGGAGAGCUGCACGGUUCUCAUGGGGAAGCUUGGAUCAUAAAGGAAUUUGAGAAACACAACUGAGCUAUAUUUUCUUAUUAUGCCUGAUGUUAUGCUAAUUCAGCAGCGAUGCUUCUAGUUCCUCUCAUAGAAAUAGAAGGAUUUUAUUCUAUCAUUCUAAUUCUAUAGUUCCGCUAUAUGCACGAGAGCUCUAUCUGUACAUAAGAGACAGCCUUCGAUCUGCAGACCAUUAAUGACAUCUAAAGGUUAGUAUAAUGUAAAUGUAUAUUAUUGUAUAGCUAACACUGUUUUUUGUUUUGUUUGUUUUGUUUGAAGCCUUAUAGUUGUAAAAAAGUGCAGCAGCUAUGUACACACCAACCAUGGGGUUUGUAAGGGGAUAGAGCUUUUCAAUGUGACUGGUUGACUACGGCCUAUACAUCUUUUCCAGGGAUGUAUUCAUUCCACCGAUUCUGUUGCAAAAUGUUUCGCAAACGGAAUGAAACGAAGAGGGACGUACAUGAAUUUGUCCAAUAAAAACUCUUGUUUUUCUCUUUUAGCUUUCCAUUUGGGUCUUAAACGGUUUCCGUAAUGAAUACACAACAGCUGUUUUGUUACGUUGUGCAGAUGUACAGUUUGGCUACAUCUUGUGUAGUAUCUUAGAGUAACAAAGACAGCCCAUCGUUUUAGAGGCACUUGUGCCAGUUUAAUACAGAAUCAAUGUCACCACCACAAUAAAACAUUUAUAAUUAAAAGACCUACCUUAAUAAAACAUGUAAAAUAAGAACUUGAUACAGCAAAUGUACAACAAAGAGUUAUGUAAAUUAGAUAAAAGUACUUCUGCUGUUUAGAGGACUUAAAGUAACACUUCCAUCCUGUGGUUUUCCUUUUCCACACAUGCCUCACCCACGUUUCUUGGGUUUGUAAUUGGCUCCCCCUAAAUGGUGACUCCCUCUAAUUUGCUUCCCCUGGCCCUGUAGUCACUUUUGAUUGGACAAGCUGGAUGUCACAUUGUGGAGCUCUGUCCCCUGAUUGGCUCGGUGCCCUUCUAUGCAACUGACCUGGUGGUACUGUUAGAUAUGUGACAUAGACUGUAAUCACUGCCUUUUAGACACUGUGAAUUUUUUGGUACUCUAUAUUUUUGUAUAUUGUACAUUAUAAAGGAUAAUAAACCUUGAUGCCAACA
This is a messenger RNA of Oncorhynchus tshawytscha (Chinook salmon), 7058 nucleotides long. RefSeq names its product semaphorin-5B. Lineage: Eukaryota; Metazoa; Chordata; Actinopteri; Salmoniformes; Salmonidae. The transcript has 25 exons. Gene Ontology annotation, biological process: negative regulation of axon extension involved in axon guidance; semaphorin-plexin signaling pathway; axon guidance. The coding region runs from base 479 to 3886 and encodes 1135 amino acids. Gene Ontology annotation, molecular function: chemorepellent activity; semaphorin receptor binding. The record is from RefSeq and is a predicted model, not a curated record.